Ricinus communis (castor bean) is the source of this 3431-nucleotide messenger RNA. RefSeq names its product B3 domain-containing transcription repressor VAL2. Bases 323 to 3067 code for a protein of 914 amino acids. The transcript has 13 exons. Lineage: Eukaryota; Viridiplantae; Streptophyta; Magnoliopsida; Malpighiales; Euphorbiaceae. The record is from RefSeq and is a predicted model, not a curated record. Gene Ontology annotation, molecular function: DNA binding; zinc ion binding.
GUAUCAUCGUGCAUGCAUUUUUAUUUGUUAGUACCAAACUCUUUUUCUUCUCUCUCUCUGUAUUCUAACUUACUCUUGCUUUGCAUGCACAUUUUUUGUUUCCUUCCCUCCGGUCACCGGAAACCGCCUCCACUCCCGAUCCAUUCACUUCACCGCCUUAAUCAAAUUAAUUUUAAGCACACUACUUCAAGGCCUGAGAGAGAUUUAUAUGCAUUAAAAAAAAAAAAUCAAACAUGUCGUCUUUCUAUUAACAGUCAUAUAAUUAAGUACCUCAAGUAGUAUUGUAUGAGAGAUUGUGAUAAGAGGAGAAGUGAUAUUGAGCAUGGAGUCGAAGAAGACGUGCAUGAAUGCAUUAUGUGGAGCGACCUCUAACGAUUGGAGAAAAGGUUGGCCUUUGCGAUCUGGCGAUUUCGCUCUUCUCUGCGAUAACUGCGGGACUGCAUAUGAGCAAUCCACGUUUUGUGAUCUUUUCCACUCAAAGGAUUCUGGUUGGAGGGAGUGUGUUUCAUGUGGCAAGCGGCUACACUGCGGAUGCAUUGCUUCCAGGUUUCUGCUUGAGCUGCUCGAUGGUGGUGGUGUGAACUGUAUAAACUGUAUUAAGAGUUCAGGGAUAAACUCUGUGAUAGGGGAUGAAAAACCUAAUGGAUUUGGCAUGUCAAAACUUGACAAUGUAAGUGAACUGCAGUCUUCUGACAACCAAUUGGAUGUAGAAAGGAAGUUUCUUCGGUUAGGCAAUUCAACUGAGGUUAUUGCCACAAGACAUUUACUCCAAUUACAGAAUGAUGAGACAAGUGUUUCUUUUAGGCAAAUGAAACAGGAGGAUAAUUUUCCUCCUGUGGGGGAAAUCGGAAGCACAAGUUUCUCAAAUUUGAAUCAAGCAUCAAAUGGGUUAUCUCUAACUGCCAAACCAGAGACUCGUAAAGCAACUAUUGCAGCAAAAGAGUUAUAUGAAUCACUCACACAAACAAACUUGAGUAUUACCCUGGGUUCCACUUUUGGGAACCCAAUUCCCUUUCCUGGAGCUGUCGUUGAUGAAAGGACUCAAAGUAAGGCAUCCUCCCCACUCCAACAAGGGUCCAGGUGUCGCCAUCUAUUGCCCAAGCCUCCAAAGUCAGCCCUUGUGACAGGUUUGGAAACCAAUGCAGGCAUGGUUUCACAGAUACGUGUUGCUAGGCCACCUGCUGAAGGACGGGGACGAAAUCAGUUGCUUCCUCGUUAUUGGCCUAGGAUAACAGACCAAGAGUUACAGCAAAUAUCUGCAGAUUCGAAUUCCACUAUUGUGCCGUUGUUCGAAAAGGUUCUCAGCGCCAGUGAUGCUGGUCGCAUUGGUCGUUUAGUUCUCCCAAAAGCAUGUGCUGAAGCAUAUUUCCCUCCUAUCUCUCAACCGGAGGGUCUUCCUCUAAGGAUUCAGGAUGUAAAGGGGAAAGAGUGGGUGUUUCAGUUCCGAUUUUGGCCUAAUAAUAACAGCAGAAUGUAUGUUUUGGAGGGCGUAACCCCUUGCAUACAGUCCAUGCAGUUGCAAGCUGGAGAUACUGUGACAUUUAGUCGUAUGGAUCCAGAAGGAAAACUUGUUAUGGGGUUCAGGAAAGCAUCAAACUCUAUGGCAGUGCAGGACAUCCAACCAUCUGCCAUUCCUAAUGGUGUUCAUUCAAGUGAAAGUUUCUUUUCGGGUGUUUUUGAGAAUCUACCUAUAAUUAGUGGUUACUCUGGCCUUCUUCAGUCACUGAAGGGAAGCACCGAUACACAUUUAAGUGCACUUUCCAAACAUUUGCAUUCAGCUAAUGGUGACAUUAGCUGGCAUAAAUCUGAGAAGCACGAGGAAAGGACCAGGGAGAGCUUGCUAUUAACAUCAUUGCUGGUUCCAGAAAGAAAAAGAGCACGAAACAUUGGGUCUAAAAGUAAGAGGCUUUUAAUUGAUAGUCUAGAUGCUCUGGAGCUCAAACUGACAUGGGAAGAGGCACAGGACUUUCUCCGCCCACCACCAACUGUAAAGCCUAGCAUUGUCACUAUUGAGGAUCAUGAUUUUGAAGAAUAUGAGGAACCUCCAGUUUUUGGGAAGAGAAGUAUUUUCAUAGUUCGUGCAGUUGGGGGGCAAGAGCAAUGGACUCCAUGUGAUAGCUGCUGUAAGUGGCGGAAGUUGCCAGUUGAUAUUCUUCUUCCACCUAAAUGGACAUGUGCGGACAAUCUUGGGGAUCAAAGCAGGUGUUCGUGUUCUGCCCCAGAUGAAUUGACGCCAAGGGAAUUGGAAAAUCUCCUGAGACUAAAUAAGGAUUUCAAGAAACGGAGAAUAACAACUAUCCUUAGGCCAGCCCAGGAACAAGAAUCUUCUGGAUUGGACGCUUUGGCUAAUGCUGCAAUCCUUGGAGAUGAGGCUGAUCCAGGCACCACAGCAGUUGCUACUACAACCAAACACCCCAGGCAUCGUCCCGGUUGCUCCUGUAUUGUGUGCAUUCAACCCCCAAGUGGUAAGGGAAAGCACAAGCCUUCAUGUACAUGUAACGUUUGCAUGACAGUUAAGCGCCGUUUCAAGACCAUGAUGUUGCGCAAAAAGAAGCGUCAAUCAGAGCGGGAAGCAGAGAUUGCCCAGAGAAAUCAGCACAUUUCAGGUCUGAGAGAUGAAGCCGAAGUAGAGAGCAGCUCUAAGCAUGCAUCUACACCCCAGGAUCCUUCAGAGAAUGAAGCUAGGUCAAUGAAUGAAUUAGAAUCCAAAAGUCAGAGCAACAAUCUCUCAAACAAAAUGGUGGACGCUGGGAAGGGGCACAUAGACUUGAAUUGUCAGCCAGACCGUGAAGAAGAGUCACAAGCAGGGGUAGCCCGUAUGAGCAUGAUGAGUCUUCUUCAAGUAGCAAGCCUUCCGCUGGAGACAUAUUUGAAGCAGAAUGGUCUUACAAGCUUGGUAUCCGAGCAACAAGGAAGUUCAGCAUCACAUGUGCCACCCCAAGCUGGAGAGAGUGAAGGACGACUUCCUGAGGAUUGCCAGAUUGCUUCAGCUGUUCAAGAGCAGGAGAGUGGAGGUGAAGAUAAUUAUGGACAUGGACCAGAGGAAAGCCAAAAUGAUCCUGUAUGAGAUUUCCUUGUCUAUUAUUAUUAUUACUAUUCUUGUUUUUGUUCUUGUAUAAUUACAAGUUUCUAGGUAGUUUUUUAGUGGGAUGGGCAACAUUUUUGGUUCUUUUAUAGUUCAAGGAUGUGUCUUUAUUCAUUAUAUGAAGUGUAUAAUACAAAAAUGAUUUUUCUUUUUGAAUAAUUCGGAGGGGGACUCAUGUGAAUAGAUGUGGAGAUUGCUAGAUACGAUGAUUAUGUAAGAAAUGUUUCAAGUAUAGAGGACAAUGAAAACAGUGUCGGCCUUUGCACUUCGAAUAGCCAGAAAGCUUCCUGUGUUCAUGCUACACCAACGUUUAACGACAAUAGUAUUAUCUGAAAUUCCAUUUUCA